Molecule: messenger RNA, 1334 nt
Organism: Panicum virgatum (switchgrass)
Lineage: Eukaryota; Viridiplantae; Streptophyta; Magnoliopsida; Poales; Poaceae
Product: translation initiation factor IF-2-like
Exons: 1
Coding region: 20-952 (310 amino acids)
Source: RefSeq, a predicted model, not a curated record
UUUUUGCUUUAGGCGAUGGAUGUGGAUCUCAUCACCUGAUGCAAUGCCCAGCCGCGCCCGGCACGAUCUCCCGUCCCCGUCCCCGCGUAUAAAACCGCCCGCCCCAUCGGAUCGCUCGCCGAGGAGUUCUUGGAUCGCGGCCGCUUCCACAUCAUUCCCACGCCGCGACGACCACUACCAACCACCGCCACCGGUCCACGCCACUUCCACUACUGGAAGCAGGGGAUCCGCCGCGCUCGAUCGAGGUCGUCGCGGGACGAAGGAAGGAGAAGAUAUGCCGGCCGCUCCCAGCCCCCGCGGCGCGGCGACGCCGCCCAGCAAGCCGCAGAGCCCGCUGCGCAUCACGCACGACGGCGAGUUCUACGCGCGCCUGCUCACCAGGGAGUCGUCCCUGGGCAACCCAUCCUUCCGCUACUACGGCGCGGGGCCCGGCGCCGUGCCCUUCGUGUGGGAGUCGCAGCCGGGCACGCCCAAGGACGCCUACUCCUCCUCCCGGAUGAUGCUGGCCGCGGGCGCCGCCGGCGGCGGCGCCCCCGCCAUCACCCCGCCGCCCUCCUACCACCUCCGCGGCGCGCCGCUCGGGCACAGGGCCCGACGCCACGGCAAGGCCCGCGGCGGCGGCGGCAGGUACAGCGGGUGCAGGCUCAGGUGGAUAAAGGUCGGCUUCAUCGCCACCGUCUUCCGCCGCCUCGGCAGCUUCGGUAAGUCCUGCAGGUCCUCGUCGUCGUCGGUCAAGCCCUCGCCGUCCACCCGCUGGUUCUUCUCCGGCUCCAGCGCCGCCGAAGCCCGCGACCAGGAGUACUGCGGCGGCUACGACGAGCCCGCGCCGCCGCCGCCGAAGAGGACGAAAGGGGUGCUCUCCCUCGGCGUCCGGCCGAGCCCGUGGAUGGUGCAGCUCUGCAGCGGCCAGCAGGAGCAGGCCGCCGGCUGGGUGUACGGCUGGCGCCCGUAGCUAGUCGCCCGGCCCUCCCGCCGCCGGUCGCUGUCGAGCGAACAGCGAAGCGCAUGUCCGCCGUCCGGCCGGCCCCUGUCCAUGAAUGCGCGUGGUUGAUCGGGGCACGUCGGGGCGCCCUAAUUAUUUAAGUGAUCUGUAGGAGCUAAUUGUUCACGCGUGAUGGAUGUUCGUGUUCGAUCUGGUGUCCGUCACUGUUCUUGGAAGCAAGAUAAGAAGAUAAAGCUCUUCGUUCCGGUCGUUUAGUGGCGUCGUGUUGCCAUGGCCGGGUAUAUUUGUAGGCAACGUAUCUAGUGCAAAUCAAGGAUCUCGUGCAAACUCGUGCAAACCUAUUAAACAAAGUUUCAAAAAAUUCUGAAAAAAAUCAUGAAUGUGCUUCUCA